GUGAUGUUUGAGGAGGCGUAGGUGUAAGUGUGAAGGAACUCAGUCUGGACUGUGCCUUAUGGACUUGCUAAUGAUUAAUCCGUGGAAAAGCCCAAAAACACUGUGGCUUUUGUGCCUAAUAAUUCUUUCCCUGAUUUUGCCAUAGCAACGUAAUGCUUUUUUAGAAUUAAUCUCCCUCAUUUCUUCGUUCUCCUUUCUUUGACCCGUAUGCUGUUUUUGUCCAUUUUGUACUUGUGUCUCCAUGCUUCGGUCAGUUUUUCUUUCAAAAGAAAACAUUUCUAUGCCUUCCGUGAUAUGUGGAUUAGCUUUUAUUUGUCAUGAUGUCGCAAGAACCGCAGCCUCAUCUGCAGCUUUUUUCACACCGAACAAUUUUUCUUUUUUUUUUUUUUUUCCCUUCCCAACGUGCAUCAGGCAGAGUGAUGGAUACUGGUUUCAAAGCACGGAUAACCACGGAUUUACGGCGGACUGCCUUGACACGUGGAGCCUCAGGGAGAGGAGGUGUUGUUAUCUGCCCACCCCCCCUCCAGAUCUCACUCUUGAGCCUCUCCAGCUCACAGGGAUACAGAUUGCUUUCAAGUGACAGCCUCUUGUCAGGGAACUGCUCUGUGUCCAGGAGAAGUGAAGUGUUUUCAGAGUGCUGCAAGAGCCCAGCACCGUGUACCCGCCACAAGUGCUGAGUGGAACAUCUUGGAGGUGGUCCAGGCCAACUGCGUCCGCUGGAGGAAGACCUUCUCCUUCCUGUGCAAGAUGAGCGCCAGCCCCAGCACGGGGGUCUUGGAUCCCUGCGUGUGCAGAGUAUCUGUCCGCAAGGAACUGAAGGGUGGAAAAACGUAUGCAAAGCUCGGGUUUGCUGACCUCAAUCUGGCUGAGUUCGCCGGCUCCGGGAACACCACGCGGAGGUGUCUGCUGGAAGGGUAUGACACCAAGAACACGCGACAGGACAACUCCAUACUGAAGGUGGUUAUCAGCACACAGCUGAAGUCGGGAGAUCCGUGCUUUAAAACGCCUCCUUCCACUGCUAUGUAUAUAGGAAUACAAGGAGAUGCUGACGGCCUGCACGAGGACAGAAAGGGUGGGGACAUGCAGAAACCCUUCCUGGGGGUAUCAGAGACCCUGGGAAAGUGUGCCUCUCUUCCAGAUGAACUUGGGGGAUAUAGCCACUCCAGAACAUCCAGCUAUGCUAGUCAGCAGUCAAAAGUAUCAGGGUACAGCACGGGGCACUCGCGUUCAUCCAGCCUUUCGGAGUCCUCCCAUAGGAGAAACACAUCGGUGGGCAGCGCCUCCACGGGCAUCGGCAGCCUUCCUGAACCCAGCGAAGAGCGGGAGUCCAGGACAGCGCCCCCCGGUGGAGCGGCGGCUGCCUGCGCCGCAGUGCCGGAGGACCCGGAUAGCCCCAACCUCGGUGCCUCGUCCAAGCUUCCUGCCAAACAGGACUCUGUUGAGUCGCAGCUGAAACGGGUGGACGCCACUAGGGUGGACGCCGACGACAUUGUGGAGAAGAUCCUCCAGAGUCAGGACUUCACUCCCAGCCUGCUGGACUCCAGCGCUGAAGAGGAGGGCCUGCGCUUGUUCGUGGGUCCUGGGGGAAGCACCGCGCUUGGCAGCCAUCAUCUCCCGGCCAGAGUCGGUGCGGGAACGUAUGAGCAGGUGGUGAUCAAGCGCUAGCUCUACCGGAUGCCAAGCAGAAAGGCAGCACAACCCAAGGUGACCCGGAGGAGAGUUGUGUCUCACUUCAUUCCAGCACCACACUGACCCAACUGGGAAUGCGCUCUGUCCACACGUGCUGACCACAGUGGCACCCCCUGGUGUUCACGGAGCACGACGACUUUUUUUCGUUCGCUUUUUAAAGGUCGGGGUGCCACCGUUGAGUCGCGUGUACAAAUCUGUGAGUAAAAGUACAGUGUAAUGCUGUCUUUUGUCAUAGUUUCAGUGUCAGAUGCUAAAUUCCAGGAGUGCAAUAAUGUGCCCUUUUGUCCCUUGUUUGUUUUUUUAUGUGGUAAAAAAGCAUGUUUUAUUUGUGUUGGAUAGUUAUUCAUUCUGAGGUUUCUCUGUUACUCCUUUAUUACGAUCCUCAUUAAUUUGCUGCUACAAAGUCUUAAUGUUAUUUCUAUAAAGACCCAUUAGAUGUUCUGGAAGAGAGGCAGUUUCUGACAAUAAGGCCUCACUGUGCACUUAUCCUGGUGAGCUGUGCAACAGCCCAUGUUUGCUGGAUUAUGAUAUUAAAACUAAUUCAAGGAAUACACAUCGAGGUUCCCAUGUUUGAGGGAAUAAAUGCAUAGAUAAGCUGCACAUCUCAUUAACUUUUUCUUUUUUUUUUUUUUUUUUUUUAAUAUAUUUGGGGCAGUGGGUCAUUGGAGCCAUUACCUUCCGACUGAAGGACCCAGGUACAAAACCCCACUGCUGUUGUGAAACUCUGAAUGAAGGUACUAACCCUAAAUUGAUACCGAAACAUUACCCAGCCCUAUAAAUGGGAACUAAUUUUAAGUAGCUGAGCAUUCAAACCAAACAUUUUAAGUUGCUUCGGAGAAAAGUGUCAACUGAACGAAUCGUAGUCACAUUUCACUAGUCACAUUUCGGUUAACAUACUCCAGCUUGUGAGACAGUCGUCGCCUGACAUUUUUACAGCGUUUCAUGAGGACGUCAGGUUGUGUCGUGGCAGCGAACCCAUGGCUGUCCUCUCUGAGGAUCUGAGAUGAGAUGCAAACCCACCAUCAGUUCAGAUUCCAUAUCCUAAUUUGCAUGCAGAGACCACCCAGGAAAACACAUAUUUAGUACAUUUCUUGCAUCUGCUGACAAAUGCAUUGCUGGGAAAUUUCUUCAUGUCAUAUAUACCAAAAAGGUUGUUUCAAUUUGAACCUUUCUUUAAAUUUUUCUCAAUUCCUCAUAAUCAUCAGAACGUAAUUGUGCUAACUUAAAAAUAUCAGUUUAAAAAGAAUCAGCUCUUGGUUUUCCAUCAUUCCACUACCAUAGCAAAUCUGCACUGUGUUAAGAAUGUCACAGUCCAUCUGUGAAAUCUGCAGUUACUGUACAAAAAUUUUGCGUAUUAAUGCAAAUGUGGGAUUUCGGUUUCUUUCUAGUCUUCGGUCAAAACCAUCCUGAGGCCAUAGUAUUCUUGUGAGAAUACCAUUUAGUUCAGAUUUUCCAACAUGGGAAAGGGCCAUAUAUAGUGGGACAUGCUCUCUAGUUCACAGAUGUACAAUCAUUGCUUUGCUGAGGAGCCCAUUGCUGAAAUGAGGCUUUAUGAUGGAAUAAAGCAGGUUGUCUGGACAGCGCACGCCUUCACACACAUGCUGGUGUGUGAUGUUAAAGGAGCAGGUGGUGCAGCAGUCCACACUUCUCAUAAUGGACAUGUGAGUCAGAUGUUUGCAUUUUAGUCUCGUGGAGGCGAAGCAUGGCUUUACCUGGAGUAUGACCCUUAGUCUAAGGUAUCCAGCUGCAUAAAUGAGUAAAACUGUGCUAAUUCAUAACUUUGGAUAAAGUAUAUCCCAAGAAAACAAAAUAUAUUACUGAUAUCAUGAGACUAACCUGACCUUUUCUUUUGGAUUAGAUCCAAACCCUUAUGUACUCAGAACUGGAACCAUAUCCUCAUAUUGUUACUACAGCUUAUGUUACUGACUCUGGUAUUUUUUGAUGAAACAUAAGGGUUGUAUUCGGUGUAUUAUUGUGUCAUUUGGUUUACCUGUUCAUUGGUGUGCUAUAUUGUAUUUUCAAAGUCAGAAAUGCCUUUUGAACCAACAUUGGUUUCUUUUUCCAAUGUAUAUACAUGUACUGUCCAUGAAAAUGUUAAUUGCUUAAUAUUAAUUACAUCCAUUCAUUUACAUAACAGUAUUGCACAAUACUGUAUGUCUUC
Scleropages formosus (Asian bonytongue) is the source of this 3850-nucleotide messenger RNA. It is a transcript of the gene eeig2b, whose product is annotated as family with sequence similarity 102 member Bb. The transcript has 11 exons. The record is from RefSeq and is a predicted model, not a curated record. The coding region runs from base 748 to 1665 and encodes 305 amino acids. NCBI's taxonomy places the organism in Eukaryota, Metazoa, Chordata, Actinopteri, Osteoglossiformes, Osteoglossidae.